Molecule: messenger RNA, 1050 nt
Organism: Aspergillus versicolor CBS 583.65
Lineage: Eukaryota; Fungi; Ascomycota; Eurotiomycetes; Eurotiales; Aspergillaceae
Product: putative 2-deoxy-D-gluconate 3-dehydrogenase
Exons: 2
Coding region: 44-844 (266 amino acids)
Molecular function (GO): oxidoreductase activity, acting on the CH-OH group of donors, NAD or NADP as acceptor
Source: RefSeq, a predicted model, not a curated record
UAAUUUCAAAUCUCUCACCUCUAUUCAAACCACAAUCAAGAAAAUGGCAGACACAGUCCCUUCUCUCUUCUCCCUCCAGGGCAAGACCGCCCUCGUCACCGGCGGAACCCGCGGCAUCGGCGCCGCAAUGGCAAUUGCCCUUGCUGAAGCCGGCGCAGACAUUAUCCUCGUUCAGCGCGACGCAUCAAACACCAGCACCCACGACUACAUAACCAGCAAGCUCAACCGCAAAGCCACAAUCCACCCCGCCGAACUGUCGGACCGCACCUCCGUGAAAUCCAUCAUCCCCACACUCGUCUCCCAGGGCCACAACCCCACCAUCCUGCUCAACUGCGCAGGAAUCCAGCGGCGCCACCCAUCCGAGAAAUUCCCCGACGAGGACUGGGAUGAGGUUCUGAAUGUGAACCUCACCAGUGUGUUCACGCUGUGUCGCGAGUUCGGCGCAUAUAUCCUCUCUCAGCCUGAAGGUUCCUUUGAGAAGGGCCGCAAAAGGGGGUCCAUUAUCAAUGUUGCCUCGCUGCUCUCGUAUCAGGGUGGGAUUACGGUUCCUGCGUAUGCGGCGAGUAAAGGUGGGAUUGCGCAGUUGACGAAGGCGUUGAGUAAUGAGUGGGUGAGCAAGGGGAUUAAUGUGAAUGCGAUUGCGCCGGGGUAUAUUGAUACGGAUAUGAAUGUUGCGUUGAUUAAUGAUAAUAACCGCAAUGCGGGUAUCAUGGCGCGCAUUCCGGCGGGCAGGUGGGGGAAGCCGGAGGACUUUAAGGGGCCGGUUGUCUUUUUGGCUAGCGAGGCCAGUUCGUAUGUUAGUGGGGAGUUGGUUACGGUUGAUGGUGGCUGGAUGGGGAGGUAAAGUGGCCUCGAGGGCUUCUUGGUUUUGUAUCUUGUAAAUAGAUUGUCCAAUUAGGUGCAUACAUUUAGACUACUACACUGUUGUGGUUCCUUUGUCCGGUUGUAGUCCUCCGAAUGUUUGAUUUGACUUGAUAAUGUACAAUUGCAAAGUGGGUAUACUAGAUAGAAUUAGCUGCAGCAUAAGGUCAAUCCGACAUCAGCCACUCG